ACACACACACACACACACACACACACACACACAAACUUGGAACAACCACUCUCGUUCACUCACUCAUUCCCGUUCUUUAUCCACCCGCAUACCUUGCCCACUCACUUCCCGAGGAAUUGCAAGGGCAUUGAGAAAGAGAGAGAGAGAGAGAGACCCAAGACAAGACCAGACCUUCCUUUCUGAACACGGACUCUUCGUUACGGCGGGGUCACUUGGGAAACACUUUCCGCGGAGAGUUAAACAAACCUCCCCUACACACAAAGAAGACCAAGCCAGAGAGACAACAGAGACAGACACACACAGAGAGAGUCCUCUUCCACCGGCCCGGGUCCUCGCCUGGCCCUGUCGAUCGGCACUGUCCGCUCUCUCCCUUCUCACUACAGUCCUCUUAUCGGCUAUUGCGACCCCAAAAAGAAGUUGUAGAUGGAUCCCGAGGACGGCCUGCGCCUGCAACGACACAAGCAGCGUCGCGUAGCGGAUAAGGAGCGGAAGAGGGCAGUUCGAGCCUGUGACGGAUGUCGGCGACUCAAGGAAAAAUGCGACGGAGGAGUUCCUUGCCGCCGGUGCACCCGUCUGCGCCGGCAGUGCGAGUUCCUCACGCCCACGACGAGAGAUGAGCCCGGAUCAGAGAACUCAACGAGACCCCGCCCCCCUCAACAUCAUGAGGACGCCCAGAGAAUGUCCUACAUGGAGCGGCUCCUGGCGCACUACACCGGCAAGAGCACCCUCGAUGCCGAGACUCUAAAGACUUUGGCCGAGUCCGUGGAGAAGAUGAAGUCGUCUGGUCGACCACGCACCGGCCCGGACGGCGCGGUGACCGGGGCCGGCGGUGGUGCUGGUCCUGAAGCGGAUGUCACCAUGGAGCCGGACGUCGGCACCGAGGCAGAGGUGCAAUCGCAGAGCUCCGACUCCUUCAAGGUCGACGAGAUAACGGUUCAGCCUUUGGAGAACAACAUCACACAUUACUCCGGCGAGUUCUCACACUGGAACUUCUCCAUGCGGAUAAAGCAAUGGAUCGAACAGUGUGUAAACGACGCCCCGGAUGGUCCAAAGACACAAUUCAAAGAAUACUACCGCCCAGAAGAACUCCAGUCCCCCUCCAACACAGUAGCCUCCCUCUCCUCCCUCCCGCCCCGCUACGUCGCAGACUUCCUCGUCCAGGCCUUCUUCAACCAUGCCGAGACGAGCUACUUUUACGUCGAGCGCCACUGGCUCAUGGACAGGCUCGACCUCGUGUACGAGAACUCGGCCUCCCUGACGCGCCGCGACGUCGGCACCGUUUGCAUGAUCCUCAUCAUCUUCGCCAUCGGCACGCAGUACGCCUACCUGGACUCCCGGAAUGAACGGGGCGGCCCGCCGAGCGCCGCGGCCGACUCGAGCCCCUUUUCGGAGGAUACCAUCGGCAUCAUGUUCUACCAGCAGGCGUGCCGGCUGGUCCCCGACGUGAUCACCAUCUCGUCGCUCGAGAGCGUCCAAGCGUGUCUGCUCAUCGGCCUGUAUACGUUACCCCUCGACGCCUCGGGGCUGUCGUACGUCUACCUGAACCUGGCGGUCAAGCUCGCGAUACAGAAUGGUAUGCAUCGGAAGCAUCCCGGGGCCGCCAUUGAUCCUGUUAUUCGUGAGACAAGGAACCGUGUAUGGUGGACGGCCUAUACGACGGAAAAGCGUAUCGGCAUAUUCCACGGCCGGCCAGUAUCCAUCGCAGCAAGUGACGUCGACGCCGAACUCCCAGUCGACAGACCAGAAAUCUGGCCCGGUUCAGCGCCGCCAAACACGGCACACAUGCUAGCAACCCUCCAGCUCAACAACGCCCUCAGCAGAAUAGCUCACCAAAUAUCCCUCUUCAAAACAUUUGAAAAGAAUGAAAUCCCAGAAGGCAUGGCCAAACUCGUCGAAAUGAAAGCCCAACUCCACAACUGGUGGAACAGCCUCCCAGAACCAACCUUUAUCAAAGAUCCAACCACCGGCCCCGCCGUCUUCCGCCCAACAAUGCAUCUGAGGCUAGAAUACUGCCUCGUCCGCAUGUUCGCCGGCCGCCCCUUCAUCUUCCCCCGUGACUCGGCUCACCGCGGCAGCACAGCAAGCUCCUCCGGAUCCCCCGCAGACUCCGUCGCCAUGACAGUCGCAGGCGGUCCUUCUUCCGGCGGCGGUGCCGGUGCCGGUGGUGCCGGCGGCCGCGCCACAACUAGCAGCUCAACCAGCAAAACAACACACCCGCGCGCCGUCCUCGUAGCAGACUGCGUCGACGCAGCCCUCUGCGUCGUAGAAACGUGCCGCCUCCUUCGCAACACAGUCGGCCUCGCCCGCGCCUCGUACACGGAAUUCUCCUCGUGCCGCGCCGCGCUGCUCGUCAUCAUCACGCAGUGCCUCCAAAAGAAGACGGACCGCCUCCGCGACGCACUACGGGAAGGCAUGGCGAUGCUGAGGGAGAUGUCUGCCGGCGGGGAGUCUGCGAAAUCGGAAAUGUCGCUUAUUGAGGCCUUUGAGCGCGCUAUUUCGAGGUUGGAUAUGGCUGAUGAGUCGAAUGGUGGUGGCGGGGGCGCGGGUGGUGCGUCCGGGGUGAAGGAGACUGAUUAUGCGAGGUUUAAAAAGUGGGAGAUGUUGUGGAAGACGGAUACGCCUGCGCAAGGGCAGGGACAAGGUGGUGAUGCGAGGAGCGAGAGGGAUGGGCUUGAUGGCGCGGGCUUGCCGAUUCCGCCGCAUCCUGCGGGUUUGUGGCGGGGAGGAGGACACGGGCAUUCCGGGGGAGGAGGCGGAGGUGCCGGAGGAGGAGGAGGGCAUGUUGCGCCCGGCGCGGGGCGGCAGGGUACGGCGUCGUUGCCGCCGGCGAUGCCAUUCUUCGGGCUCGAUGGGAGUCUGUCGCCGAUGCCGCCUGCGCUCGACGAGUUCUCGGCCAUGUUUGGGAACGGAUACGUGCCGGGGUUUGAAGGUAUGGGCGGAAGUGUAAACGGGAACUGGAUGGGUCUUUGAGUUCAGGUCGGAGGAAAAAGGAAAAGAGGAAUCAGUCGAUCGAGAGACAUUGCCUAAUCACGGCCGGCGGAGUCUGGAGUUUGCGUGUCUGUGUUGUGUUCGUUCCAAGCAUCUCAUCUAGGUACCUUUCAUCUGAAUACACGAGAAAGGUAUAUACCCCCCCUCAAGUCCAAUCCUGUCACCAGCCAGCAGACGCCCCUUUGGGGGUCAGGUCAAAACUGGCUGGUUGGUGGAGUGGUUGAAGUCCACGAACAGCCUAAUCGGUGAAGGCUUUCAGAGGUCCCGUGUUCAAAUCCCA
Colletotrichum godetiae is the source of this 3268-nucleotide messenger RNA. Its product is annotated as fungal-specific transcription factor domain-containing protein. NCBI's taxonomy places the organism in Eukaryota, Fungi, Ascomycota, Sordariomycetes, Glomerellales, Glomerellaceae. The transcript has 8 exons. Bases 424 to 2970 code for a protein of 848 amino acids. The record is from RefSeq and is a predicted model, not a curated record. Gene Ontology annotation, biological process: DNA-templated transcription; regulation of DNA-templated transcription. Gene Ontology annotation, molecular function: DNA binding; zinc ion binding; DNA-binding transcription factor activity, RNA polymerase II-specific.